AUGAAUACUUAAUCUCCUAAUUAACAAAAAAAACAAUGUAAUUAAUGCAAAAAAGAAGAUAAUUCUUUAAAUUUAUGUGCCGGCUGUUUAGAAGUAUAAUAUUGUUCAAUAGAUUGUUAAAAAAAAGACUGGAAAAAUCAUAAAACAUAAUGUUAAUUAAAGCAAGAAGAAAUAAAAGAAUAAUUAAGAUUAAAAGAAAAAAAGUCAAGAAAAAAUAUAGAUUGGUUUGAAAGAUUAGAUAAUAUUGGCUAAGGAAAUUUCAGUUUAAUUUUAAAAAUGAAAGAGAAAAAAAACGAUGAAAUUUAUGCUAUAAAAGUAAUUGAAAAACGUCGUUUAAAAUAAUUAGGAAAAGAAAAUGAUAUUCUAAUGGAAAAGCAUGCAUUGGAAAAACUAAAAGGCUCUCCUUAUAUAAUUUAAUUAUUUGAUACUUUCCAUGACGAAUUUUCACUUUAUAUAUAAAUGGAAUAUGUUGAUGGUGGCGAAUUGUGGAAUUAUUGCCGUAUUUUUGGCCUUUUAAGUAAGGAUUUAGUAAAAUAUUUCUUCUCACAUAUGAUAAAAGCCGUCGAAUAUAUGCAUUCAAAAGGUAUAAUCCACCGCGACAUAAAACCCGAGAAUAUUCUAGUAAAAUAAGCUGAUAAAAGUAUAAAAUUCUGUGAUUUUGGGACCUCAAAGGACUCUUUUGAUAGUUCCGUAUAAGGUUCAGGAACUGGAAGACCUGGAAAAAAAAGAUAUGAGCAUUUCGUGGGUACGCCUAAUUUUAUGCCACCAGAAUGUAUGAGAAAUAAGUGCUCAGAAUUCGGUUCUGACAUAUAUUCUUUAGGAGGUUCAGUAUUUUAAUUAGUAAGUGGUUUUCCUCCUUUUAUUGGAAAAAGUGAAUUUUUGGUACUUUAUUAGAGCGAAAAAAUGGAAGUUUGUUUUUGGGAAGAAAUAUGGGAAGAAGAAGAGAUUUUAAAGGAUUUAUUAAAAUAAAUGAUGCGAAAAAAACUGGAAGAUAGAAUUUCUAUAUAAGAUAUAAAAAAACAUGAAUAUUUUAAAAAUGUAAAUUGGGAUAAUUUAGGGACGUUUGAAGAGUGUAAAAGGGAUAAAAAAGAAACAUUUUUAUAUAAUUUUAAAGAAUUUUUAAUGGAAAAAUUUGAUGAAUUUAAAGAAAAAGGAAAAGAAGUUGAUAAUGUUUUCAAUAUAUUGGAAGAAAAAGUAAUAAAUUAGGAAGAUUUUAAUUAAAUAGAUAAAUAAUAAUUAAUAAAAAGAAUUCAAGUGAUGAAAAAAUAAGCUAGAUAAUUCUUUAAUAUUGAAGAGUUUUAUUGGUAAAAUGUAGAGUAUUAGGGAGAAGUUGAAAAUUCAGUUUAUAAAAAUUCAAAUUUAGAAGAUAUUGAAGAAUAAGAUAAUGAAGAAAAUUAAAAAUGA
Molecule: messenger RNA, 1404 nt
Organism: Ichthyophthirius multifiliis
Lineage: Eukaryota; Ciliophora; Oligohymenophorea; Hymenostomatida
Product: protein kinase domain protein
Exons: 2
Biological process (GO): intracellular signal transduction; peptidyl-serine phosphorylation
Molecular function (GO): ATP binding; protein serine/threonine kinase activity
Source: RefSeq, a predicted model, not a curated record